AUGUCUUUCUACACUGCCCUUAUUCUUUACAAUUGUGGUGGAAAACUGUUUAGGGAGAUUAAAGCUAGCUGGGUUAUUCCAAAAGGAUGCUUUGAGCUUCUGAGUACAAAGUUUGUGGCUUUGGGAAGGGAGAAGAAAGCUAAAACAUUAUGGGGGUUGUUUGUUGUUGGCAGUUUUCUGGAACAUUUGGUUGGAGUGCAAUAG
Molecule: messenger RNA, 204 nt
Organism: Prunus armeniaca (apricot)
Lineage: Eukaryota; Viridiplantae; Streptophyta; Magnoliopsida; Rosales; Rosaceae
Source: the annotation of a GenBank genome assembly